AUGAGUCUGAUAUUUCUCGUAGUAUCUUGCCUGCUUGCAGGUUCGCAGGCACAACAGUCGGCAUAUGGCCAGUGUGGAGGGAAUGGUUGGACCGGCCCCACGACAUGUGUAUCUGGGUAUUACUGCUUUUACCAGAAUGACUGGUAUUCACAAUGCAUACCAGGUUCAGCGACGACUACAAGAGCUAGUACUGCAUCAACUACUAGCUCUAGUACAAGUAGUAGGAUAACUAGUGUCGCGACUACAACAGCAUCGACGACAUCUUUGUCCCGUACUACGACGACAAGAACGACAACCAGCUCGUCCGGACCAACAUCAUCCCCGGGCUCUGCCAUCCAACAUUGGUUUGCUUUUGGAGAUUCGUAUACAUAUAACGGAUUCAACCCGUGGGGAACGCAGCCAUCAACAAAUAAUCCUUUGGGUAACCCAGCAUUCCCAGGUGAUACUACUUCGGGAGGGGCAAACUAUAUCGGCCUUACGGUGUCAACCUAUAAAAAGAGUGACGUCUUUGCUUAUGGUUUCGGAAUCAGCGGUGCCACGAUUGACCCUGCAUUGGCUUACCCAACUCAAGGACGUGCUCUUGAUGUCGAAAUCAACAUGUGGAUUCAGCAGUACUCUAAUCGUGCGACAGUUGGAGUCCCAUGGACAAGUGAUAAUACCCUCUUCUCGUUGUUCUUCGGUGUCAACGAUAUAACCGUUACAAUGGCGAGAACCGAUAUGGAUACGUACACAGACAAGAUUCUGACUUCAUUGAUGAAUCAGACAAAUACUUUAUACAACUAUGGUGCUAGGAAAUUUAUGUUUAUCAACGCCCCACCAGUCGAUAGACUGCCAGCAGUAUAUGGUAACGCGGCAAUCAAGGCAAACGUGGCGCGUUGGAACUUAAGGUUAUUGACUUUCGCAGCGGACUUUAAGAACACUCACCCAGGGUCGUCUAUUGUUGUGUACGAUACCUGGACCGACUAUAAUAAGGUUCUCGACAACCCGGCGGCUUACGGGUUGAAGUCAGACGUGCAGGGCUCGGGAGCAGACCAAACAUACUUUUGGAGAGAUGCAUAUCACCCUAAUGUUAAGAUGCAUGAUGUCAUGGCGCAGGCUAUCUCGGUCCUGUGGCGGUCCGUUGGCUGGUGGUAA
Orbilia oligospora ATCC 24927 is the source of this 1134-nucleotide messenger RNA. RefSeq lists its product as uncharacterized. Gene Ontology annotation, molecular function: hydrolase activity, acting on ester bonds; cellulose binding. Gene Ontology annotation, biological process: carbohydrate metabolic process. Lineage: Eukaryota; Fungi; Ascomycota; Orbiliomycetes; Orbiliales; Orbiliaceae. The transcript has 4 exons. Bases 1 to 1134 code for a protein of 377 amino acids. The record is from RefSeq and is a predicted model, not a curated record. Gene Ontology annotation, cellular component: extracellular region.